CGUCUCUCGCCGCUCUGGGUGCUCCUUCUUCGAAGAAGCGAGGCGCCGUAUCCAUCCCUCCGUGGAAUGAUCAGGCCGGCCGGGGAAAAUGCGACUGCGAGUCGUCGUCCUCUUCACCUAUCCUGAUCAUUUCUUAAUAGGACUGCCACCGACCUUCAAGUCUGUACGUGAACAAUGCUAGCCAGAAAACAAAGCGUCCGAGGAGAACCAAUCCUCGCAGACUAUGGACCUGAUGAAAGCCUUAAUGAAAAUGCUGAUAUCGAGUGGGUUAACAAGGUAUGGGUGCGACGAGUACUGCGUAUGUGUGCGCUUCUGUCCUUGGUUUCUGUCAGCCUCAACACCACACGAACAUUUGAGAAGCACCCACCCCUUGUGUACGUCACCUUCUGCUGGGACAUCUUUGCCACUCUGCUGUUCACAGCAGAGAUGAUUGCCAAGAUGCACAUCCGUGGGCUCAUCACGGGAGAGUCACCCUACCUGAAAGAUCGGUGGUGUCAAUUUGAUGCCACAAUGGUAUUUUUUCUUUGGAUAUCAGUUAUUCUUCAGGUUUUCGAAAUCACGGAAGUGGUUCCCAAGUUCUCCUACCUGUCUAUCCUGCGAGCUCCUCGACCCCUUAUCAUGAUCCGGUUUAUUCGAGUCUUCCUCAAGUUCUCAAUGCCAAAGUCCAGAAUCAACCAAAUUUUCAAGCGAUCAAGCCAGCAGAUAUACAAUGUGACGUUGUUCUUCCUGUUCUUCAUGUCUCUGUAUGGUCUGCUGGGAGUACAGUUUUUUGGCGAGAUGAGCAGCCACUGUGUUAGAAAUGGAACGAUUGCAGAAAGGGUCACACUGAACGACCUUGCAGUGCCAGAUGCCUACUGUUCAAUGGACAAAGAGUCCGGGUAUGAAUGUCCUCAGGGAAUGGUGUGUAUGGAUCUGAAUCUUCCAAAGAGCAUUUCUGGGUUCAAUGGCUUCGACGAUUUCGCCCAUAGUUUUUUUACCGUGUACCAAGCAGCCUCCCCCGAGGGAUGGGCCAUUCUCAUGUACCAGGCCAUGGAUAGUCUUCCAGCGUGGAGAGCCACCUUCUACUUCACCACCAUGAUAUUCUUUCUCGCAUGGUUGGUCAAAAAUGUUUUCAUUGCGGUCAUCACAGAAACAUUCAAUGAGAUUCGAGUACAAUUCCAGCAAAUGUGGGGAGAAAGGGUCCAAAUUCAAACAGAAUCAACACCUCAGGUGCUGAAAGGGGACGACACUGGCUGGAAGCUGGUUACGGUAGACGAGAGCAAAGGCCGUGGCAAAGCUCCGCGAUGCCUUCAAGUGGCCAUCCACUCGGCUGCUUUUCAGGUCAUUGUCAUGAUGGUGAAUGUGGCGAAUGCCUUUGUGGCCGCAAGCAUCUCCUUCGUGCACGACGAGCGACCACGGGAGGACUUUUUCAAGACCUACUACUUUGCCGAGAUUGGUUUUACAAUAUUCUUUGAUUUGGAGGUACUCCUGAAGAUUUGGUGCCUUGGUUUUAAUGGGUACAUUAAACGUUCUCUGCACAAACUCGAGUUCAUCCUUGCCAUUGGGACUACACUGCAUCUCAUGCCCGACUUCUUCACCUCUGAAUUGACUUAUUUUCAGGUUCUGAGGAUUGUCAGACUUAUUAAAGCAUCGCCAGUGCUUGAAGAUUUUGUUUACAAGAUUUUUGGUCCUGGCAAGAAAUUGGGAAGCCUUAUAAUAUUCACCAUGUGUUUAUUGCUGAUUACAUCUAGCAUCAGUAUGCAGCUAUUCUGCUGCCUUUCCGACUUCAUGAAAUUUGAAUCAUUUCCAGAGGCAUUUAUGUCAAUGUUCCAAAUCCUCACCCAGGAAGGCUGGGUUGAGGUGAUGAACGAAACGAUGCUACGAACAAGCAAAACGAUCGGCCCACUUGUGGCCAUUUAUUUUAUCCUGUAUCACCUCUUCGUGUCUUUGAUUGUGCUCAGUCUUUUUGUAGCUGUCAUUCUUGACAACUUGGAAUUAGAUGAAGACAUAAAAAAGCUUAAACAACUAAAAGCAAGAGAACAAAGUGCGGGCAUCACUGAUGGCUUACCUAUACGGCUCCGCUUCUUUGAAAGGUUUGCCGAUAGUCCACAAAUGACCCGACUCCAUAGAGCACCCUCGGAGUUUGGCGUGCCCAAGGUUCGGGAGAGCUUUAUGCGUCAGUUUGCGGAGGAGCUGCCCGAGGAGUGCUCGGAGCUGAAGAAGGCGGCCGCUGCCGAUCUACCCGAGAACCUCGUGACAUACCGCAAAAAGCCACCCAUUCACCUGCUGUCCUCACCAAGCAAGGGCCGCAAUGCCGCCAGUCUACUCAAGAAAGUCAGUGUCACCAGCAUUGUUCUUGACUCCAACAACCAGCGACUAUUGGAUGGGGAAUCUGGACCUCUCCCAACGACUGUCAAAGGUCAAAAGCAGGCCCAGAAGCAACCCAUGAGAUUGGAUCGUAGGUUCUCCCGAUCUAGGAGCAUGCGGAGGUCUGUUCGUGGCUCCGUGAAGAUGAAGCAGACCUACGAUCACUUGAAGGAAAACGGAGACAUGGGUUCUGUCAAUGCCGCUACGUCAGGCAGGAGCCUGCACGAUUUUGACAUCAAAAUGCUGCAGCAGAAGCGUCAGCAGGCUGAGAUGAAGAGGAAUCAACGAGAAGAGGACCUCCGCGAAAACCACCCCUACUUUGACACGCCUCUGUUUGUAGUGGGCAGGGAGAGCAAGUUCCGCAAGAUCUGCCAAACCAUCGUGUAUGCCCGCUAUGACCCCCGGUUCAGGGACCCUGUCACCGGACAGGAACGCAAAAUCAAGUACAAGGCCGUGCAUAACCUGCUUGGACUUGUCACAUACCUUGACUGGAUGAUGAUCUUCGUCACCACACUGUCAUGUGUGUCCAUGAUGAUGGAGACACCAACACAGCGAAUUAUGAAUACACCAAUGCUCCAGAUUGCAGAAUAUGUUUUCGUUGUAGCAAUGAGCAUAGAAUUGACCCUGAAAACUCUUGCUGACGGAUUAUUUUUCACACCAAAGGCCCUUAUCAAGGAUAUAGGAGGCAUUGGAGACGUUUUCAUUUUCAUCGUAAGCCUGGUCUUUCUGUGCUGGAUGCCCCAGCAAGUCCCACCACAGUCAGGCACCCAGCUGUUGUUGCUGCUUCGCUGUGUGCGGCCACUCAGGAUCUUCAGCCUUGUGCCUCAUAUGCGCAAGGUGGUCUGCGAGCUGUGCCGUGGAUUUAAGGAAAUACUUCUGGUCUCCAUCCUAUUAAUUGUUCUCAUGUUUGUCUUUGCGUGUUAUGGCGUGCACCUGUUUGGUGGCCGAUUGGCACGCUGCAACGAUCCGGAUAUCAAAACAAGAAGGGAGUGCGUUGGGUUUUUUAUGCGCAAGGUCUUUGUCACCAAAAUGAAGCUCCAGCCAGCAGAAAAUGACACCUACCCUGUAAUCCUGGUGCCUCGUGUUUGGGCAAACCCUCGCAGGUUCAACUUUGACAGUAUUGGCAAUGCUAUGCUUGCACUCUUUGAGGUGCUCUCUUUCAAAGGAUGGCUAGACAUUCGUGACGUUCUGCUACACAGGCUGGGGCCAGUUCAUGCCAUCUACAUUCACAUUUUUGUAUUUCUUGGCUGUAUGAUUGGGCUGACACUAUUUGUCGGUGUUGUGAUUGCAAACUACAGUGAAAACAAGGGGACGGCACUUCUGACAGUUGACCAGCGCCGCUGGUGUGACCUGAAGAAACGACUCAAGAUUGCGCAGCCCCUCCACCUGCCACCGCGUCCAGAUCACCACAAGCUGCGCGCCUUCAUCUACGACAUCACCCAGAAUCUGUUCUUCAAAAGAGCCAUUGCCAUGCUUGUAAUGGCCAACAGCAGCCUACUAUGCGUCAGUUGGAAAUCGGAUGAACCUCAUACAAUCCCGCUUGCGACAGUUUCUGCCGGCUUCACAAUAUUAUUUACAGUUGAGGUUACCAUGAAGAACAUUGCUUUCACACCCAGGGGAUACUGGCAAAGCAGGAGAAAUCGAUAUGAUCUGUUCGUCACGUUUCUCGGCGUAAUUUGGGUGAUAAUGCAUUUUAUGAUGAUGAAUGACUUCAGCAACUCAUUUGGAUUCGUUGUAGUUAUAUUACGUUUCUUCACUAUUACUGGUAAACAUGCCACCUUGAAGAUGUUAAUGCUGACUGUGGUGGUUUCCGUGUACAAAAGCUUUUUCAUCAUCAUGGGCAUGUUUCUUCUCAUAUUGUUUUAUGCUUUGACUGGAGUCAUUCUCUUUGGCAAUGUCAAAUUCGGGGAGCACAUUGGAAGGCAAGCAAACUUUAAAACAGCCCCCAAUGGAAUGGCUAUGCUAUUCAGGAUAGUCACGGGAGAAGACUGGAACAAAAUCAUGCAUGACUGCAUGGUCAGUCCUCCAUACUGCACCCUUGCUGACAACUACUGGGAAACGGACUGUGGGAACUUCACUGGGAGUCUCAUCUUCUUCUGCUCUUUUUACGUCAUUAUUACUUACAUUGUGCUUAAUCUUUUAGUGGCUAUCAUUAUGGAGAACUUUUCCUUGUUUUACUCCAAUGAAGAAGAUGCACUUCUCAGCUACGCAGACAUUCGAAAUUUUCAGAACACAUGGAACAUGGUUGAUAUUCAGCAAAGGGGGUUGAUUCCAAUAAAACGUGUGAAAUUUGUAUUAAGGCUCCUAAAAGGUCGUCUUGAAGUGGAUCCUGAAAAAGACAGGCUGCUUUUCAAACACAUGUGCUAUGAAAUGGAGCGCCUCCACAAUGGAGAGGAUGUCACGUUUCAUGAUGUGCUCAACAUGUUGUCAUACCGGUCAGUGGACAUCCGCAAGGCCCUGCAGCUGGAAGAGCUGCUGGCCAGGGAGGAACUGGAGUACCUCAUUGAAGAGGAAGUGGCCAAGCAGACCAUCCGCGAGUGGCUAGACAAGUGCCUACGAAGGAUCAAAGCGCAACGAUUUCAGCAGAAGGAGCAGAACAGCCUGAUCCACAGCCUACGGGCCACCAACGAGGCCCUGUUUGCAGGGGGCGGAGGUGCAGAGGCAGCACCAAACAAACCCUCCACCUCGGAAGCCCUCAAGGAUGAGGGCAAGGAAGAACCCUCAUCGUCCCUAAGGCUGCGCAAGAAGGGUCUUGGCGGCCGCUCAGACAGCAUCUCCUCGCAGGGAGGCCGCAAAUUUCUCAUUCCUUCUCUAUCGGAAGGCACUAACAGAGUUGAAAAGGAGAGGUUCCAAAUGAAGAAAUGGGCCUCACGCCCAGUUGGCACCAAGGGCUUGCCAGACGUGAGUGAGGGCAGCGAGCUGUCGUCGCCCACGCCUGACGAAGAGGAGAACAACAAUGGGGCCGUGGGCUACCGGGCGCUCCGCAUGAGCUCCCUGGUUGGCGAAGUGCACGACUGGUGGGGCUCCCAGCUUGAGCUGUCGAGCGCCUCCGACUCAGAUGCAUGACGCUGCCCGCCAUCCCCUGCCUACACCGCCUCUUGUGCCACCGCCGAGGCGCGAUCGCGUGACAGCCCUCUCUCUCUCCCCUCCUUGCAUAGCUUCUCCUAAUGGAGGGGGGCCUGGCAGUAGAUGCUGGCCUCGGCAGGCACUCAUACAGUAUGCAACGGUGCAGUCCCGAUGAGCUUUGAUUCUCGAAGUUGACUCUCAUAAGCUGUUGCCUGCUACCAGCAGUUUGACACCUCUGUUGGAUUUCAGUUAUUUUCACAUGUAAUUCAUAGGGAAAUGACACAUAUUUUUUUUUUAUUUUUUGCAACCAUACAAUUUCCACACGCUUGUGGAGUGCGCUUGUCAGAACGAGCGCACUCCUCCCCAUGUUCUGCAAUUGGGCUUUGCAUGCAUUCCUCCCUAUAAAUGCUUUGCACAAGAAAGCAAAGAAACCUACUUUCCUCGUGAGACUAGAGAUGCCAAAUAUUUACAGCGUGGUUGUCCGUCUACUACGAGUGUUAGUGAGGCAGUGCAUUUUAUGCAUUGCAGAUAUGAUUUGCCAUGCAUUGCAGUUGGUUGCUGCCUGCACUGCAUCUACUCAACACAGCCAGGGCAGGUGAUGUGAUAUUGAAGUUUAUUAUCAACUGGUACAGCCCUUUUCAGUCCUGAAGGCAAUACCCAUGUUGUUGGUCCUAAGCAUACACACCUGUUUGCAUAGGUCUUUGCAUGUCACAAAAAAUAAAAAAAGGCAAUCUGUUAAGUUAUGGUAAAAAUAGCCUGAAUGUCUUGGUAUAACAUAAUUAUGUUUUUCAAACAGUACAUUUCUUUCCUACUUUCAUAAUGUGUACUCUUCACGUGCUUGUCCAACUUAUAUUUUAUUGCACUGAAGCAUGUAGACUUUAUCUUCCAGACAUCACGUCUUAUUUCCACUGUCAUCUCUAAUCGUACAUAGUUGCAUUAAGGUUAGUCAGACUAAGUUAGCCAAUCCUUAUCAUUUAUUGCAGGCCUUUUUUUUUUUUUAAUCUCACAAAAUGAGGAUUUUGAAUAGAAGCACUGAAGAACAUUGUGAAUGAGCAACAGGUGGAGUUUGGAAUUUCCUUUUUGACAUGCUCAUUCUCAGAGGGUGAAAUGUUGAGACAAUUUGAAUGUGCCUGCACCGUUGCACGUUCUAUAAAGUGAAAAUUACAAGGUUGCAUCAAGGACAAUUUCUUGCCUGUCAUUUGUGCACACUGGAAAAAUGACAAUGGAAUUAAAGCUAAAGCUCAGUAUACUCAACCUGGCAUAAAUCUCAAUGAAAUUGAAUAGUGAAUACAUGACAGGCAACAAGCAAAGGAAAGGCACGAACAAAGCACACAAGUGCUAUUUGUUCGCCGAGUUAAAGUGCAGCCACAGCAGUUUUAGUGCCAGAUCAAAAUAUCUGCACAUUCUGUAGCUACUUUGUUCCAGGCAGCAUAGGUGUUUCCGACACCUUUCUUUAGGCAUUGAAAGUGCCUGCAUGACAUGGCUGUUGGAGUGCACGACGCAUCGUUAUACAAAGCAUGCUUCACAAGCAACGUUAGCAAUGCGCUUUCACAUUUUACCAGAGCAGCUUGGAGGACCUGCACACUAAUGGGCAUUAUAUUUAGUCCACAUGCAACAAUUUUGUACUUACUGCUUGCCCCUCUCCAACUCGGAGAAGUAAUCCUUUUUAUAUAAGCACAAUCGAUGGCAAUACUGCAGACAUGUUUCGUACUAUAAAUAAUGAAUGUUGACACACAAGGACUCUUGGACAGGAAGCUUGUUCCCCACAUAAAUCACAGCGCAUUAAAAAUGACUUUGCCGAGAGGGGGCUGUUCGACGAUUGCGUCAGUGCGGUGGUCUCGCUUUUCUAGACACGGAACACCAUUGGUAAUGCCUGCGUUGAGUGAGGAACGAAGCUGGUCCAUCCACAUACUUAAAACACAUUCUUGAAGUGUGCGUUCACUCUUCUGAAACUACGUGUUGAAUUGAACUGCUCUUGCAUAGAGCUAGUUGCUCUGCAGCAAUCAUUAUAGCAUUAGCUAUGGGUACUUAAUGUCAAAAUUGCCACAUGCACCUCAUGUGCAUGCAGUGAUAAGCAUAAGCUGAACCAGUAUUAUAGUUAGCUGCACCAACAUCUUCACAAACAAUGUUUGGCCUAAGCAAGACAUGAAGAAGCUUUCCUAAAUGUUCAGUGCAUUUAUAGUUUUUCUGUAAAUAUUUGGGUGCAAGUCCUGUUUGCAAAAAAUUUAGUGCUGAUGUAUAUGUCUGCGUUCUAUGUUUCUGUAGGAAUGAAAAAACAUUGAACAAGUGCUUGCAAGGUCUAGUGCUGGCCAGAAAAAUCAAGCGCAGCAGAAAGCUGUGUUCCCACCUUGAUAGUGGACUUUACUAGAUGCAUCAGGAAAUUGUUAAGCAACUGUUUUUUUCUUUGUUACUACCUAAAUGCUGCGCUUAAUGAUGCAGCAGUUUCCUACAGCCAAUUUUUGACGUAAGAGCUAGAAACUCGUUGUUCGAGGUUAGCUUAAUAGCCUUCGAUCAUCAUACCCCCAUACUGGAAGUGCUCAUAUAUAGAAGAAGACUAGGGCAGUCCCCUUGAAAGAUUAGAAAUAGUUAAGGGCUUGCCUUUGCAGCGAAUCUACGUGCAAAUGGGGCUAGGGGGUUUUAUUACAUGUCAAUAUUGAGCGUGCUUGUAGCGACUACUAACAAGCCACAGUUGGUUAUAUUGAAAGGCUGCAUCGACUGCCUGCAUCACUUUUCCCUCAUCAAGCUUGCGCAACAGGUGUGGACUUUAACCCCCACUUGCAUGCAUUUGUUCUGUGCUAGAGAGAAGCAUAGGCUCUUUGGGCAUAGGUCACUUGCUAAGCAACCGUUCUUGCAUUGUUAGAGAAUCUAGCACUUUGUAUUGAAGCUGCCAUGUGCCGCCAUGUGAUGAGUCUUUCACGUUUGACUGUACUUAUCUCCUUUCCUUGUCCUUUGACACACAAAUGCAACACACAAGGCUCUGUUUCCUUCACAAGGCGGUGUUUGAGCACUUGCAACACAAAAUUCAAUGCAGAGGCAUGGUAAUGACGUUCCAGGUGCACUUUCAGGCCGCAGACCGGUUGAAAAGGAUUCUAGCACAUCUGAAACUGCACCAAGCAAUUUUGUUUUCUCAGAGCACCCGUUGCAUUUUUCCACAAAGCUGUUUGGAAGAACCAGUGAGGACCCAUCAUGUUCUGUGGCGUCACACACGCGUUCUCGUCGUUGGUCCAUUUUUCCGUUGGUUGUUGACAUGUAGUACAUAUGUGGCAUGUGCCGUGGUAGUUUAGUGCAAUAUGUUGUUGUGUUCUUGUUUCUUCUGUUUGUCAGGUUUAUACACUGUUGUUGACACUUUGAAACCACGUUUUCAAUAAUACAAUGUCCACCACAGUGAGUAUGUGGCACUCUGCAGCCAAUCACGAGCAAGUGUUGAGCAGAUGUUUUGUUCGUCCACAAAAAAAAAAAAAAAGCAUUUGCAAGCAAGCAAACUGUAAUCCAUCCAGUCAUGUUUUAUGAGUUGCCCAAGAGUCGUUUUGUGCAUUUUUUGUAUGCCCUUGGUAACUUGCACUAGCGGUGGCCUACAUUUGAAAAAAAAGAAAGAAAACCAGCUUAUGCUGCUUACUAUGCGAGUUUUCCCGUCUCUGCACAGCCCUUUAUUGAGUUAUAUGCAUUACCAAAGCUUAGCAGCCAUAUCUCAUAAAGAGCGACUAUGGUGCAGAGUGCUGUCUGGUGCAAUAACCUAUUGGACCCUAUCCUUGUGCUUUUUGCUGAAGCAGGAAAAUUUCAACAUUUGCUUUUUGAAAAGCGUGUUUUUUAGACAUGUCUCUGCAGCAAGCUAAUGAGAAGUCGUUAGCUUCUAUGUUGUGCUGGAACGUGUUAUCGGGAAAUGCAUGUUGGUACAUGCGUUUACAGUUGGUACAUAUUUGGUGUCACAGCAGGCACUUGAUGACAAAGCAAAAGCUUAUUAGGUAUAAAUACAACAAUUCUCUAUCUGAUAUUCUAUUCAUUAGAAUGAAAACAGAGUUGAUGUUUGCCACCAAUGAUACAAGCUCUUGCCAUUUGUUAUUAUUAGUGAUGAAUAUUUACCACCUGCGGCACAUCAAAAGUACUAAUACCUGCAAUUUUAUAUUGCUAAUUAGCAAAUGUGAACUGGCACCUUGGCAAGUGCACCAGACAGCACCUUGAAUAAUGAAAAUUAAUGAAAACAAAUAAUGAAAAACAAAAGUGAUGGUAGUGGCGCACCCUCUGAUAGUUGUCACAUUAGGUGUCACAAAACUAAGCAGCAAUGUUUAACUGCUAAUUCACACCUUUUAUGUAUAUUCUGGCAUUCAAGGCAUACUUUUACUCCCAGUAUCCACAGUCUUCAGGAAAGAAGCAACAUGCAAGGCUUACUGUUGCAAAGCCAAGACUUGCUGCUUGAUGUAAAAUUAGAUGGCAUGUUUGUUGUGCAAUGCAAGGUGUUGAAGAGGUUGGGACGCACAGCUGGCUUUCUAGUGCAACUUGUGGUGUGCCAAUGUCAUGUAGCAGUGCGCUGCACGAGACGCUUGUACUGCCUGGAGCAUCUUUACCUGUGUUGCAGGUUAACUGUGAGAUUUCGAUAUGUGCUGUAGUGAUGGCAGGCGCUCUCAGUGUGUAUAAGUUUCCUCAGCUAUUCCUCUUGAGAACAAGGGGUAAUGAAACUUUGUCACUUACAGCUUUGUUCUACCGAUUCAUAUAUAUAUUAAAAAAAAUUUAAUUAUGGUGUUUUACGUGCCAAAACCACUUUGAUUAUGAGGCACGCCGCAGUGAAGGACUCCGGAAAUUUCGACCACCUGGGGUUCUUUAACGUGCACCUAAAUCUAAGUACACGGGUGUUUUCGCAUUUCACCCCCAUUUUUUUUUUUCCUUCCCACUUGCCACAGUCAGGUUACAGGCAGCUUGUGUAGUAAGCGAAACUCCUGGAGCGACACUACAGCUUGUCAGUUCAUAAUAUGUUGUGCCACAGAGCCAUCACGAGCACACAUCAAACUUCUCGGAUAAUUUGCGAGAGAUGUUGUUGUUCUAGGAUAUGCAGCUUUGUUCUGUUGCUGGUUGUCCUGUGGAAGAGUGCAACUUUAUCCCUUGGACCAUUCAGGUCUGAAGUUCCACUUCUUGGUCAGUAGUCCUUGUCAUGACUUAGUGCUCUGGUUGCGCAGUUAUGCUGCGCUGUGCGAAUCUUCGGCCAUAGGCUUAGCGUGGGCAAAUUGAAUCUUUGGCCAGGAGAGUUUCUUGUUAAACAGGGGUUGCCCUGUGUGCGCUUUGAAGAUUUUCCAUUCAGAGCAUAGUCCAGCUUGUCGUCUUUGAUCUUCCAUGGGAUUCUUACAGCGUACUUCAGUGGUAGUGAAGUGUGCAGCCGAUAACCAAUUUUCAGGCUUGCAAGCCAGGCGUAGAGAACUUGCAGUAUCUUUACUCCAAGUCAUAAAGGUAGAGCAGCUACAUACAAGUGCCACAGUACUAAACAGCACUCAAACAUGGUUUUCUGGCUCUUUUUAGUACAGCUUGUAACACGUCCUGUAGAAAGUAUAAAUUGUUGUCCAUGAGAAGUGUAUUUACUUCAUAGAAUCAAUAAAAGAUAUUUACCAUAAA
Dermacentor andersoni is the source of this 11010-nucleotide messenger RNA. It is a transcript of the gene na, whose product is annotated as sodium leak channel non-selective protein na. Gene Ontology annotation, cellular component: plasma membrane. NCBI's taxonomy places the organism in Eukaryota, Metazoa, Arthropoda, Arachnida, Ixodida, Ixodidae. Gene Ontology annotation, biological process: transmembrane transport; monoatomic ion transport; positive regulation of synaptic transmission, GABAergic. The record is from RefSeq and is a predicted model, not a curated record. Gene Ontology annotation, molecular function: monoatomic cation channel activity.